AUGAUUCCUAAGGCGGAGGGAAUCAAAGAGACACAUCGCGCCCGUGCAGCGAAGGCUGGAGAAAGAGCGAGAAAGGUUAGUGCAUUUUCACUUGUUUGUUCAGAAGACUACGAAGUGUUUGGAUAUAUUAAGGAAUAUUCUUUAAGAAAAUGCUCAUAUUCUUCGAUCUUUGUUCUUUCAAGGUCCAUGUUUUGCUGAAC
Messenger RNA from Strongylus vulgaris, 200 nucleotides. Lineage: Eukaryota; Metazoa; Nematoda; Chromadorea; Rhabditida; Strongylidae. The record is from the annotation of a GenBank genome assembly.